AUGCCGUACCAUACGUAUCCUGUCACCCAGGACUAUCGUAUUAGUAGAAAGGUGCUCGGAGUCGGUAUAAACGGAAAAGUGGUGGAAUGUGAACAUCGCCGUACCGGUCAAAAAUUUGCCCUCAAAGUCCUGCGUGAUGUCCCAAAGGCUAGAAGAGAGGUUGACUUGCAUUAUAUGGCCAGUGGUCAUUCGAAUAUAGUUGAGAUUGUUGACGUGUAUGAGAAUACCUACAAUGAUGUGCAGUGUCUACUUGUUGUCAUGGAAAACAUGAAAGGUGGUGAACUUUUCAGUAGAAUUCAGGAACGCGGUCAUCGAGCAUUUACCGAGAGAGAAGCAGCCAGCAUAAUGUAUGAAAUAUGUUCGGCUGUUUCCCAUCUCCAUAAAAUGAACAUAGCCCAUCGUGACAUUAAGCCUGAAAAUCUUCUUUACGAGGAUGAGACCGAAAACGCGCAGUUAAAACUGACAGAUUUUGGCUUUGCAAAGAAAACAGACGAGUCAGAGCCGCACAGUCUUGCAACUGCUUGUUAUACUCCAUAUUAUUGUGCUCCUGAGGUCUUGCGUGCAGAGAAGUAUGACAAGUCGUGCGAUCUCUGGUCAGUAGGCGUGGUCAUGUAUAUAUUAUUAUGCGGAUAUCCUCCGUUCUUCUCUCAGAACGGGCUGCCGAUGUCUCCUGGAAUGAAAGCAAAGAUUAAGUCGGGCCAGUAUACCUUUCCAUCUCCAGAAUGGGAUUGUGUCUCGGAAGCGGCAAAAGAUCUUAUCAAAAGGUUGCUAAAGACAGACGCAGCUGAAAGAAUCACCAUUGAGCAGACUAUGCAACACAAGUGGAUAACACACUAUCAUAAGGUUCCUGAUACGCCACUUUUUACCAGCAGCGUUUUGGUUGAUCAAAAAGCUCAGUGGAGUGAAAUGCAGGAUGAGAUGGAGAAAACACUAGCAUCAAUGCGUGUUGGCAACGAGAAAAUGCAAAUAAAAAGCCUCGCCGAGUCGAAUAAUAAGCUCCUGCAAAAGCGAAAACAGAAGACGGAGGAGACGAUACAAGAAGCCACCUGA
Molecule: messenger RNA, 1050 nt
Organism: Angiostrongylus costaricensis
Lineage: Eukaryota; Metazoa; Nematoda; Chromadorea; Rhabditida; Metastrongylidae
Source: the annotation of a GenBank genome assembly